Messenger RNA from Aphanomyces astaci, 1596 nucleotides. RefSeq lists its product as hypothetical. Gene Ontology annotation, molecular function: sphingomyelin phosphodiesterase activity. The transcript is spliced from 9 exons. Lineage: Eukaryota; Oomycota; Saprolegniomycetes; Saprolegniales; Verrucalvaceae. The coding region runs from base 30 to 1535 and encodes 501 amino acids. The record is from RefSeq and is a predicted model, not a curated record. Gene Ontology annotation, cellular component: extracellular region.
AGCGGACAACUCAAAGCGAUCUUGACAUCAUGAAUGGCCGAUUCGUGGGGGUGGUCCUGGCGAGCCUGCUGGUGUGUGGCCUCGUGCUCGUGUACAUUGUGACCUUCAUCAAGGCAUCGUUCCCCGCGCCGCCAUCUCCACCGACGCCAUCGCCCGCGGAGCCCUCCAUGGCGUUCAACGUUGUCCAGUACAACAUCUUUGGUCGACCGUAUGCAGUAUCCAAGGACGGACAAGACGAGCGCUUGCAUCGCAUCCCUGCAUCCGUUCUCAACCACGUGUGCCCCACAGCGACGUGCGGCGGUGUCGACGUCGUCACGUUUGCCGAGGCCGACAUCGAUUCCGAACGCGCGCACAUGCUUGCCGCGUUCGAAGAGCUCAACUUUCGCCAUCACACCACUGUCGUGGCCGACACGGACCCGUUCACGAGCUUGAUCAACGGCGGCGUCCUCAUCGUGUCCAAGUGGCCAAUCCUCCGCGAAGCCCAGCACAUUUACCGCAACGCGUGUCAUUACUCGGACUGUCUGGCCGCGAAAGGCGUCAAGUAUGCCCGGAUCAACAAGACCGACGGCGCCUACUCGAAGGCAUUCAAUGUGUUUGCCACGCACAUGCAGGCCUGGUCCACGCCGCAAGGCCGCACCGACCGCGUCAAGCAGGCAUCACAAUUUCACACGUUUGUCGAAGCCCUCGAGAUUCCACACGACGAGCCACUCAUUUUCGCCGGUGACUUUAACGUGGACAACCACUCAUUUGCAGGCGAAGUCGCGCACCUGAUUCAAGUGCUGCAUGCAACGGCCCCCGUGGUCGUCGGCGCGCAGCAGUUUACGAGCGAUCCCCGAACCAACUUGCUCGUGGGGCGGGAUGGCGCCGCCGCCGCCGACGGAUGCCUCUCGCAGUACAUUGAUAGCUGGGGACCGCUUCAGAACCACACGUACAUGCCGUCGCUGCUGACCCGUGUCGCAUGUCACAACCUGGCGGCGUCCGUGGCUCCGAGCCGGAUGUCGCCGCCUCUGGCGCAUAUUUUGAACUCGUCGGUUCUUUCCCCCCCCCAAAUCCCCCUGUCAAGCAGCAGCAGCAGCAGUAGUAUUUACAUGGCCCCGUCGAGCUUAUGCUUUUGUCCGUGCUGUCCACUCGAGUGGAUCGAUUACAUUCUAUAUGCCCAAGCGCCGUACCAACAGCCCGUGGCCCCGCCAUCGCUUGAAGCGGUCGCUUUGCAGUCGCCGGCAUCGUUUGAUGUCGAGUGGACAUCUCCCCAUGAAAAGCACACGGCUUUGCACGCGAUGGACCUGUCCGACCACUACCCAGUUCUGGGCAAGUUUACAUUUCCGGUCAACCGGUCGCAGCCCGUGAUGCACUUGGAUGGAUGCUCCACCGACGCCGACUGCCGUUUCCACAGCUUCCGCUGCUACUGCCAAGGCGGCGGCUGCUUCUUUGGCGGCCGCCAAACCGACGGCGAACCGCUGCCGUCCACCCAUCCAGUCAACAAGAACUGCGUCAUGCUCAAAACCAGACUCGAGUGUUCGUGUGGCCCGCUAUAGCAACACUUCACAAACUAGUACUACUAGUAGUACAUUCGUAGUCGUACAUAUAUGCUUUAAU